Molecule: messenger RNA, 2708 nt
Organism: Brassica oleracea var. oleracea
Lineage: Eukaryota; Viridiplantae; Streptophyta; Magnoliopsida; Brassicales; Brassicaceae
Product: subtilisin-like protease SBT1.2
Exons: 1
Coding region: 225-2558 (777 amino acids)
Biological process (GO): proteolysis
Molecular function (GO): serine-type endopeptidase activity
Source: RefSeq, a predicted model, not a curated record
CCCAAGCUUUGAAACUCUAAGAGAGCGGUAGGAGAGAGCUCUUACAUCUGCAACAUUACAAAUGAAACUCGUGAUGAAGAGCUCUUACUCCUCACGAGCUUCAUCAUCUUCUUCCUCCUUUGAAUCCGUAUCCCAUCUUUUGAAUCCUCUUCACUCUUCUUUAAAUACUCAAACCAUGCACUUCAAAAACCACAACACUAAAACAAAAGCUCUUCUCUGCAAUAAUGGAACCUAAGACUCUCUUUGUCUUCACUAUCUUUCUCCUCUUUGUUUCUUCUUCCUCAGAAACCCUAAAGAAACAGACUUACGUCAUUCAGCUUCACCCUAAUAGCCAAUCAGCUAAAGCCUUUCCUUCAAAGCUUGAUUGGCAUCUUUCUUUUCUUCAAGAAGCUGUUCUAGGUAUUGAAGAAGAAAACGAAGACCCUUCUACAAGGAUUCUCUACUCUUACGCCUCUGCCAUUGAAGGAUUCUCAGCUCAGUUAACCGAAUCAGAAGCCAAAACACUCAAGAACUUACCUGAAGUUGUUGCAGUAAGACCUGACCAUGUUCUCCAAGUCCAAACCACUUACUCUUACAAGUUCUUAGGACUCAACGGUCCAGGACCCUCCAGCGUAUGGUCUAAAUCCCGGUCCGGCCAAGGCACGAUCAUCGGCGUUCUCGACACAGGAGUCUGGCCCGAAAGCCCUAGCUUCGACGACACAGGGAUGCCUUCAGUCCCAAGCAAAUGGAAAGGUGUUUGCCAAGAAGGAGAGAGCUUCACUUCCUCAAACUGUAACAAGAAACUAAUCGGCGCUAGAUUCUUCAUCAGAGGCCACCGCGUAGCCAACUCUCCUUUGGACUCACCAAACAUGCCUCGCGAAUACAUAUCGGCACGAGACUCCACGGGGCACGGGACCCACACCGCCUCAACUGCUGGCGGCUCCUCUGUUUCGACGGCGAGCGUUCUCGGUAACGGAGCCGGGGUAGCCCGCGGGAUGGCGCCAGGAGCUCACGUGGCGGUUUACAAAGUCUGCUGGUUCAACGGCUGUUACAGCUCAGACAUUCUGGCGGCGAUAGACGUAGCGAUACAAGACAAAGUCGACGUUCUAUCCCUCUCCCUAGGCGGUUUCCCUAUCCCUUUGUAUGAUGACACUAUCGCCAUUGGUACCUUCCGCGCCACGGAACAUGGAAUCUCCGUUGUCUGCGCGGGUGGCAACAACGGCCCGCUCGCUAGCUCGGUGGCGAACACAGCUCCUUGGGUCUCAACCAUCGGAGCAGGAACGCUCGAUAGAAAAUUCCCGGGGGUUGUUAGGUUAGCCAACGGGAAGCUACUCUACGGAGAGUCGUUGUACCCAGGGAAAGGGAUAAAGAAGGCUGAGAGAGAGUUGGAGAUUGUCUACGUGGCGGGAGGAGACAAAGGAAGCGAGUUUUGCUUGAGAGGCUCGCUUCCGAGAGAGAGUGUCCAAGGCAAGAUGGUGAUAUGCGACCGUGGAGUCAACGGGAGAUCAGAGAAAGGACAGGCGGUUAAAGAAGCUGGCGGCGUCGCGAUGAUCUUGGCUAACACCGAGAUUAACCAAGAGGAGGAUUCUGUAGACGUUCAUUUGAUACCAGCUACGUUGAUUGGUUACGAAGAGUCUGUUGUUUUGAAAGGUUACGUGAGGGACACGGUAAGACCGAAAGCUAGGUUAAUUUUCGGCGGGACGGUGAUUGGGAGGUCGAGAGGGCCUGAGGUGGCGCAGUUCUCAGCGAGAGGACCGAGUUUGGCUAACCCUUCGGUGCUUAAACCGGAUUUGAUCGCGCCAGGUGUCAAUAUUAUAGCUGCUUGGCCUCAGAAUCUUGGACCGACGGGGCUUCCUUAUGAUUCGAGGAGAGUUAACUUCACUGUGAUGUCGGGGACUUCGAUGUCUUGUCCGCACGUGAGUGGAAUCACCGCUCUGAUCCGGUCUGCGUAUCCGAGCUGGUCUCCAGCUGCUAUCAGAUCAGCGAUGAUGACGACGGCUGAUUUGUAUGAUCGGAGAGGGAAAGAGAUUAGGGACGGGGACAAACCGGCGGGAGUGUUUGCUAUUGGAGCAGGGCAUGUGAAUCCGGUUAAGGCGAUUAACCCGGGGUUGGUUUACAACAUCCAACCGGUUGAUUACAUUGCUUACUUAUGCACUAUUGGGUUUACUAGAUCGGAUAUUUUAGCGAUCACUCACAGGAACGUUAGCUGCGGUGCGGUACUGAGGAAGAGCCCCGGUUUUAGUCUUAAUUAUCCGUCUAUUUCGGUUAUUUUUAGACGUGGGAGGACUAAGGAGAUGAUCACGAGGCGUGUGACUAACGUUGGGAGUCCUAACUCGGUGUACACUGUGAAUGUUAAGGCUCCUAUGGGGAUUAAUGUGAUUGUAAAGCCUAAGAGGCUUGUGUUUAGUCACGUUGAUCAAACGUUGAGCUAUAGAGUUUGGUUUGUGUUGAAGAAGGGAAGCAGCAGAGGAGAGAAGGUGGCUGGUACCUUUGCGGAUGGACAGUUGACUUGGGUCAACUCUCGUGAUUCGAUGCAGCGAGUUAGGAGUCCAAUCUCUGUGACCUUGAAGAAUCAUUGAUAGCCAAGGAAGGAAACAUUUUCAUUCUCUGUUCAAAAGUUGGUUUUAGGGGUUUUUAUGCUAUAAAACCUUAAGGAAAAGUAGUAAAAAAUAAAUAAGGAAAGCUACAUUUGAGUUGUGAGUGAAGCUGAUUAUUGAUUGUUGUUUGUU